UGUUUGAAAAUAAACAGUUUUCCAAAAUCCAAAUUUUUUAUUUACGAACUGGCAUCAUGCCGUCUGUGGAUCACGUGGUGCACCAUGUGCUGGCGCCUAUGGCAAUCGAGGCUCUCGAUUGCAUAGUGCCUGUUAUCCGCCACCUGGUGAUUAUCCUACAUGAGUCCUUCCUCGUUGAUCACAAGGAGCCGGAGCCCGUGAUCGAUGUGUCUGGCAUGAUUCAGCCCGUCCGUAAAAUAGUCCUGAUCAUAAACGAUCCUACGCCGGAGCACCAUGCCGAUCAGCAGACGGUGGUCAGUUCCGAUGAUCUCCGCGGCCUGUUGGGUGGAUUGUCGCAGAGCAUUCGGAACCUGGCCCAUUCGACGUAUGCCACCAUCUCGGCGCUGGCCGACUAGCUAGAGUGAGGAGCCCCCGAACUAAUUGUCAGCCUGGUCUAGAUGAUCUUGCUGCGGUUGUUACUCCUCCGGAGCCAUGGAAACGGUGUA
Drosophila suzukii is the source of this 485-nucleotide messenger RNA. The record is from RefSeq and is a predicted model, not a curated record. Lineage: Eukaryota; Metazoa; Arthropoda; Insecta; Diptera; Drosophilidae.